GAAGUGACAAUGUUUCAGAUGCGCUGGGUGUUAUGGGCGAGAUGGGCCUCAGUCUGGUCAGUAUCCCGAUCCAGAUCGUUCAGGAUACUCCGAUUCAACAGCAUGUGAUGACAUCUGAAGUGGUUCCCGAGACCACCACCAUAUAUCUGGAUCAGAGCCAGUUGGCGUACUUAAAUGGCGGCCAAUUGGUGAUCACAGAUGAGGGGUUCCUAACUUCAGUUCCAGCAGAGCAGCUGACUAUAGACAAGGACAGCCUGUUUGCACCGGCUACAGACAGCGUAACCGAAGCCAUCAAACCAAUUGGCAGUCUCAACACUCUGGAUCUCUCCUGCCUAGGGACUACUGAGGACCUGUUGCUGGGGGACUCUGCCGACCUGGGUCCGGAGCUGCCGCCAUCACCCAGUGGGGAAGAGCUGGUCAUCACCGGGCCAGAGGUCACCUGGAAGUGUAAUGAGGAGGGGGCGGCCGCUUCCAAGAAAGACAGUGGGCCCGUGAAAGACUCCAACAAAGACAUUCCCCCUCCACUGAGAAAGGGCCCUUUCAAAUGUGAGAUCUGCUUCAAGGAGUUUCCUCAGUAUUCCCAGUACAGGAAACACAGCCAGUUACAUCUAGAGGAAAAGCCACACAAGUGUCCUGCCUGUCCUGCAUCCUUCAACAUUCCGAGCAAUCUAAUUCUGCAUAAGGCCACCCACCAGUUGGACAACCUCGAAUGUCCGGAGUGCCUCAAGAAGUUCAGCCGGGUGGCCAGUCUCAAGGCGCAUAUCAUGUUGCACGAGAGAGAGGAGAGUCUCUUCUGUACCGAGUGUGGUGACGAGUUCGGCAAUCAGGUACAACUAGACAAACACAUGCAGAGUCACGACGAGGAGUGGGUCAACCCAAAAGCCAGGGUGUACCGUUGUCCCAGCUGUGACAAACAGUAUUCAAGAGCCUCCGUGCUGAGGCAGCACAUGAAGGACCACUACAAGGUGAAGGCAGCUCUGAGUGCCAACAGCUACAACCGAGCUGUGAGAAGAGGACGACUGUUACACUCCUGUACCGUUUGUAGCAAGACCUUCCAGAAGCCCAGUCAGCUGAUACGGCACAACCGCAUCCAUACGGGGGAGAAACCGUUCAAGUGUGAGUUGUGCUCAAGAUCAUUCAACCAGAAAGGUUCCUUGCUGAUUCACAUGAUGUCUACACACAAAGGGAUGCGUCCUUACCAGUGCCAAUUCUGCAGUGCCGCUUUCAGUCAAAAAGGAAACUUGCGUGCCCAUGUGGUGAGGCUCCAUUCCAUCCCCAACACCCAGGAAACAGUGUACCAGUGCAAGGAGUGCUCUUGUGUGUUCCGCAAGCUCGGCAGUCUUAACGCUCAUCAAAAUCGGAUGCAUCCUCCAUACACUAAUUCGCAGGAUGUAAAGAAACCUGUUGAUGUUAACCAGAUCAAAGUGAAAGCACAGAUUCCUGCAGGACUGAAAGAUACCUCGGAUAAAGAAAAUGACGCUCAAGAAGAAAAGGACCUACCGCAGCAACGAAUUAUAACUGUAUCAAACAAACUUGAGGAUGGAUCUGUAAAACACACCACAAUGAAGCAGAGGCAGAUUGGCACGAUCAAAUGGCACCAGUGCAGUUUCUGCGGGAAAGAGUUCAAGAAACCCUCGGACCUGGUCAGGCAUACUCGCAUUCACACUCAGGAGAAACCUUAUAAGUGCAAGUAUUGCUGCCGAGGGUUCAGUGUACGCUCGACGCUCGUCACUCACAUGCGCACUCACACGGGAAACAAGGAGCACAAAUGUAACAUCUGCAACAAGUCCUUCUCUUCAGCAUCUGUACUCUGGAAACAUAAGAAGGUUCAACACUCGAACAAGACAGUGGUGGCAAAAGGAACAGCUGAAGAGCCUCAGCCGCAGGAGCAGCAGCAGGAGUCAGGGACCACUGUUCAGGUAGAGCAGAAUGGUAGCAGCAGCAGCAAUGUGCUGUCAGCAGACUACCAGCAGCCAUUGGUUCUCACAGAUCAAGGUGUAAUGCAGGUUGUAACACUGCGUCAGGUGUGGUCAGUUGCCGACAACCCGGACCGGCCUCAUCGGUGCCACAUCUGCGGUCAUUCCUAUCGCAAGUCCAACCACCUCAAGGUUCAUCUCCGCAACCACUCAGGAGAGCGUCCCUUCGCCUGCAACCUCUGCCCCAGGACUUUCACGUCUGCGGGCGUACUGAAGGGACACAUGCGCACACACACUAUGCUGAAAACGCACCGGUGCAAUGAGUGCGGCAAGUACCUGUCGACGAAGGGCAGUCUCCAACGCCACGCUGUGACCCACACCGGCCUCAGCCAGCCCUACUCGUGUCCUUACUGCCCUAGGGCCUACAAGAGCCACUCGGCCUGUCGUAAACACAUACAGACUCACGAUCUCGUCGUCACUUCCUCUGCGCUGGAAACGGUGGAGGAGGAGGGACAGGGUGAUCUUGACAUGGAGGUGGCUGAAGUACAGGAAACAGACGGUAGAGAGGAGGAAGUCGCUGCGGACACGGAGGCAGUGGAGGCUAGCCUGACAGUCAGUAUGCCCAACAUCGAGGCUCUCAUCGUCAACAGGGCCAACUUGGGGUUGGCCAACACUGUGCUCACCGCCGAGGAGCCCUUUGUAGUUUCUAGGGUGGAAGAGACAACGCUGCCAGUGAGUCAGACGUUGCACGCCGAUGCUACCGGUACGAUCACCUUGCCUGCCCUCUCCGGUCAGGACGCUCUCACUCAGGAGAGCAUUAGAGAGAUAGAAGAGUCGUUGAACCAGCAGCUGUUCUGCACUGCAGACCUCAGUCUGGACAAGGAGCAGGUGGUGUUGUUCGACCAAGGGUUCGAGUCCUGCGUAUUCCCUAGCAUAACCCAGAUAGAGUUGGGCCAGGCCCUCACUUCUGCCAGCCUGGCCAGCAUUCUGCCCACAACUACCCCCACUGUGUUCAGCUGUGAGGAGUGUGGAGCGCAGUACAAGAGUGACUCGGAGCUGAACGCCCACAGACUGUCUCACCUGCAGAAGCAGUGCCUCGUGGAGUCACGCACCAUUACCUUGGGGGAUACAACCAUACAAUUGGAGGAGGACUUGGCCGCAGCAAACCUGCCCAGUAUAGAUACAGACCACGAUGUCGAGUACAGGUGUGACGUAUGCAACCAUCUGUGUGAGAGCGGAGAAGACUUGGCCAAACACAGAGAGAGUCACAGUUCUUGUGAAAUCUGUGAGAAGACUUUCGCCACAGUUGCCCAGUAUAAGGCCCAUGUGAAGAGCCAUGGACGGGAGAAGGAAUAUGUCUGUGAACAUUGCGGCUCCUCGUUCACUCAGCUCUAUUCCUUGGCCAGGCACGUGGUCAUACACAACUCUGAGGAAAAAAUAUUCAACUGCAGCGUUUGCAAUCAGAGUUUCCGAACCGAGGGGCUACUUCGGCGCCAUGCCAACGAGCACCGGGAGGGUAAAAUAGCUGCGCGCGGCGGCGGCGUGGUGAGGUCCGGCAGCUGACGGAAGGAGGAGGCUCAACGACUAGCCACACAGGAGGGCAACAGCAUGAGCGAGAGGGUUCUGAUCGCUUCCAUCGCAGAACGUGAUAGGAUCAGUGAUGUGAAGGACCCGGAGAUGUUCAAGAAUGAGCCGGUUCACGCCAACUGUUGCAAGUACUGCCCCAAGAGGUUUCCGCCAAGCCCAGUGAUCUGGUACGUCACCUGCGUAUCCACACGGGUGAGCGACCCUACCAGUGCGACUUCUGC
Messenger RNA from Homalodisca vitripennis (glassy-winged sharpshooter), 3724 nucleotides. RefSeq names its product zinc finger protein 236-like. The transcript has 25 exons. The record is from RefSeq and is a predicted model, not a curated record. The coding region runs from base 33 to 3479 and encodes 1148 amino acids. NCBI's taxonomy places the organism in Eukaryota, Metazoa, Arthropoda, Insecta, Hemiptera, Cicadellidae.